CCGCCGUUAAAAUCACAAAGAAGAUUCAUUUCGAAGUGUUUCUUCCCUCAAGGACGGCUGGAUGUUUUUUUUUUUAAUGACUAUAGAUUAUAAGUCCAUGAUGUCCCCAUACUAAGGGUCAUGGCAGGAGGAGUCGUGCUGAGAGGGAUAGCCCACGCAGCUCCAAGAAACCUUUCCUUCACCUGCUCAUCGACCGAACUGAGGCGGAUACUUCUUUCUGGUCCUGUGGACCAGCUGGCCAGAUCCUCAACUACAAGUGUACCAGCUAGUGUACCAGCUACUAGUGUACCAGCUACAAGUGUACCAGCUACAAGUGUACCAGCUACAAGUGUACCAGCUAGUGUCCUAGCUAGAAGUGUACCAGCUAGUGUACCACCUACAAGUGUACCACCUACAAGUGUACCAGCUAGUGUCCUAGCUAGAAGGACACCAGCUACAAGUAUACCAACUGCUAGUGUCCUAGUUAGAUGUGUACUAGCAAGAAGUGUACUAGCAAGAAGUGUACCAGCAACAAGUGUCCUAGCUAGUGCCCUAGCUAGGAGUGUACCAGUUAGAAGGCUCCACUUGGACACCUCACAUUGUGCGGGACAUAACAAGUGGUCCAAGGUGAAACACAUCAAAGGACCGAGGGAUGAAGCCCGUGGCAAAAUGUUUAUGAAGUAUGGCAUGAUGAUCAGAAUAGCAGUGAAAGAGGGGGGGCCCAACCCGGACUUUAACGCCACUUUAGCCCAAAUAUUGGAGCAAUGCCGCGGUCACAACAUGCCCAAGGCCUCCAUCGACGCCGCCAUCAAGAACGCGGAGAAGGCUAAGACCGGCACCCAGCACACGUACGAAGCCCGGGGACCGGGGGGAUUUGCGUUGCUCAUCGAGGUCCUGACCGACAACAACACUCGCACCAACCAGGAAAUCAAACACCUGCUGAAAACAAACGGGGGGGUGCUGUCGGACGGGGCCCGUCACACUUUUGACAGGAAAGGAGUGGUCGUGGCCGAGGCCGGAAGCGUCUCCCUCGAAGAGGCCCUGGAGCUGGCCAUCGAAGCGGGGGCAGAAGAUGUCCGGGAGAUGGAGGAAGAGGAGGAGAGGCCGAUGCUGCAGUUCAUCUGCAGCCAGGCAGAGUUGAGUUCUGUGAGGGCUUGGCUGGAGAGCCGAGGAGGAAUCCACAUUGUGUCUUCGGGACUGGAGUUCGUGUCCCACACACCGUUGCUGCUGGAGCGCAGUCAGCUGGAGGCGGCCUCCGUUCUGCUGGAGGCCCUGAACGACUGCCCUGACGUGCUGCGGGUGUGGGACAACAUCCAGGCUGAACAUUGAACACUGUGACACCCAACCUCACCCAUGUAGGGUGCCACUGUCCACAUCGCAGCCUUCACAGGGUGCCUUCAUCCCAACCUCCAUCGGCUUACCUGUAUCCCAACCUGAUGGUGUGAGACAACAUCCAGGCUGAACACUGAAACACUGGGACAUAGUUUACCUAUAGGGUAUCUACAUAAUAAUGUAUAAUAAUAAUAAUGAAUUGCAUUUAUGAUGUGCUUUUAUCAGUUAGGGAUUUGUGAUUGCUGUAUUAAAAUAAAUACACGUACAAAGUU
This is a messenger RNA of Gadus morhua (Atlantic cod), 1583 nucleotides long. RefSeq names its product translational activator of mitochondrially encoded cytochrome c oxidase I (gene taco1). The record is from RefSeq and is a predicted model, not a curated record. Lineage: Eukaryota; Metazoa; Chordata; Actinopteri; Gadiformes; Gadidae. The transcript is spliced from 6 exons. Bases 121 to 1308 code for a protein of 395 amino acids. Gene Ontology annotation, cellular component: mitochondrion.